UUUGCCUCCGAAUUCUCGGAUGGAUUUCUCAUAGUUACGAUGUUUACGUUGACGGAGAGAGAGAUGGAGCUAUGAGAAAUUGGGCUUUCCUAACCAAACUUCUUCAAUGGUUCAGUAGAGUUGUUGAUGUCAUUAUUAAGAUAGUCAUCAGAUUAUAAUCUUGUUCAUCUUAAGUCGUGACUUCGUGAAUUGAUUGACGCUGUUACUAUCAUUCUUACAACUACCUAAAAGUAUAUCCACGUCUAUUCGUGCUCAAGUUCUCUGAAAUUCCUUUUCUCUUCUGCUUUGAAGACAUGGACAAACGAAUCACACUGGAAAUUCCACCACGAACCGCCACUCUUAUUGAAGAGCUUGACAAAAAAUUGAUGGUGUUGUUGCGAGAUGGAAGAACAUUAAUUGGCUAUUUGAGAAGCGUUGAUCAGUUUGCUAAUCUUGUGCUUCACCGCACUAUUGAAAGAAUACAUGUUGGCAAAGAGUAUGGUGACAUUCCUCGUGGGGUAUUCAUUGUGCGAGGUGAAAAUGUAGUUCUCCUUGGAGAAAUUGACCAGGAGAAGGAAGAUAAACUGCCUCUUCAAGAAGUCUCUGUAGAUGACAUCCUAGAUGCCCAACGCAAAGAGCAGGAAACUAAGCAAGAUCAAGAAAAACUGCUUGCUAAGGCACUGAAAGAACGGGGAUUACAGUACAUCCCAGAUAUGAGCCAUGACGACAUGUUCUAGGUACAAAGCAUCAAAUUUGUGACAUACAAGACUGGUAAAGUUUACAAUGUUGUUUUUUUUUUGUCUGUUUUUUUUUUCUUUGUUUUUUGUUGUCUUCAUUGGUUGGAUUUGCAUGAAUCAUGUUUUUUUUACUUACUUCAGACUAAAGAAUUAAGUUUUGGUGUCAAUUAUUUUGAGUCAAUAGGUUAGUUCGUCACCAAUGUUUUUUCUGUAAAUCACAUAUUUAUUUCUUUAGAUCUGAUAAAUCAAUACAGAUUUAAAUAGAGUUUUUACACUUAUGUACCAGAUAGUGUUGAGGAAAUUAAUGGGACUUCAAUUUUCUUAUUUAAAACCCAUCUUUGUCUCCUUUUUAUAAAUUAAUGCUGCAUUUAGUCUCUUAAAACAAGAGGCCUUGCCUCAGCUUAGGCAGCGAUCCUUAGAGGUUUGCUGAGUUGGGCUAGCCAAUCACAGCAUAAGGCACUGCCAGAACUCAUGCCUUAUGUGUGGCGCCUCUACUCACAAGGCUAAAUUCACCAUUACACUUUAUACUCAGGUUAUACUCAGGUUUAGUUGAAAAUAAUUUCUUGUGUAUUAGUUUCAUCUCUUCUCUUGUUAUUGUUUGAGGAGUGUUUCAUAGACCUUUGCUUUCAUCAAAUAAUCUGUAGGAAAGUACACAGUACAAUAAUUCCUUUUAUUUCAUAUGUACAAAAUGAUACAAUACAUGUCAAUCUACAGAAUGCCAUGCUGGAAAUGUCUAAAUUUUUAUAUCAAUCAUUGCAGAUUUGUUAAACUGAUGCAUCUUCCAGAGUUAUUGGUUUUUGAUAGAUGUACAGUAUACAUGUACAUAUAUACGUAUAUUUAUUGUUAAAUUUACGGUUCCUAUGGCAGAAACUGUCAAGAUUCAAGAUUCUAAUCAAGUUUUGUGUACAUAACUACUUUACUUUGCAAUGCUGCAAAGUUUUGCAAGUGUAAGGUACAAAUCAAAUCAAAUCAAAGGGAAGUCAAUGCUAUGACUUUGUCAGAAUGUUAAGCAUUGAAGUCUUUCUUCUUUUUUAUAUAAAAAUAGUAUCCGAUUACCAGUAUUAGUUUCUUCCCUCAUUGCUUGCUCUUUAGUUUACCCUCAAUAAAUUGAUUUUGUUGGAAAGAAA
Frankliniella occidentalis (western flower thrips) is the source of this 1843-nucleotide messenger RNA. RefSeq names its product U6 snRNA-associated Sm-like protein LSm1 (gene LSm1). The coding region runs from base 294 to 716 and encodes 140 amino acids. Gene Ontology annotation, molecular function: RNA cap binding. The transcript is spliced from 4 exons. Gene Ontology annotation, biological process: deadenylation-dependent decapping of nuclear-transcribed mRNA. Lineage: Eukaryota; Metazoa; Arthropoda; Insecta; Thysanoptera; Thripidae. The record is from RefSeq and is a predicted model, not a curated record. Gene Ontology annotation, cellular component: P-body; Lsm1-7-Pat1 complex.